Messenger RNA from Gracilinanus agilis (Agile Gracile Mouse Opossum), 2455 nucleotides. RefSeq names its product threonyl-tRNA synthetase 2, mitochondrial (gene TARS2). Gene Ontology annotation, cellular component: cytoplasm; mitochondrion. Bases 38 to 2191 code for a protein of 717 amino acids. Gene Ontology annotation, biological process: threonyl-tRNA aminoacylation. The transcript has 18 exons. Gene Ontology annotation, molecular function: threonine-tRNA ligase activity; ATP binding. The record is from RefSeq and is a predicted model, not a curated record. NCBI's taxonomy places the organism in Eukaryota, Metazoa, Chordata, Mammalia, Didelphimorphia, Didelphidae.
GUGAGCCUCAACCCUUGGGCAGUGGGGGUCGUAAAGCAUGCAAGGGUUGUGGCUGCGCCUUGGGAUCCGGGGGACUCCCGGCUGCGGAUUACACACGGCCCCCGUGUCGUCCCUUCCCCACUGGCUUGCAGAGAGAUUGGGCCUCUUCGAGGAACUGUGGGCCACGCAGGCCGAGCGCACAGCGGAGAGGGCGCGGAGGGAACGGCGCCCAAUCCGAGUCCUUGCUCCCGGCAACCGGAGAGUGGACGCUGAAGCUUGGAGCACAACACCCUACCAGGUAGCCCUGCAGAUCAGUUCCACCUUAGCAGAUACUGCAGUAGCUGCUCGAGUAAAUGGAGUCAUCUAUGAUAUGGAUCGGCCCUUGGAAGGGGAUGCUGACAUUGACUUUCUGACUUUUGAUUCCCCUGAAGGAAAGGCGCUGUUCUGGCAUUCUAGUGCCCAUGUUCUGGGGGCAGCUGCUGAACAUCUUCUAAGUGCCCUCCUCUGCCGUGGCCCCAGCACCUCUUGUGGAUUUUAUCAUGACAUAUCUCUUGGAGGAAAUCGGACAGUGCGAGGCUCAGAGCUGCCUAUCCUAGAACAGACAUGUCAGAGGAUUGUAGCUGCUGCUCACCCUUUCCGGCGACUCGUGGCCUCUCGAGAGCAGCUUUGUCAGCUGUUUAAGGAUAACCCUUUUAAGCUACAGCUGAUUGAAGACAAAGUAAAGGAGCAGAUGGCUACAGUAUAUGGAUGUGGCACGUCAGUUGACCUUUGCAAGGGCCCCCACCUCCGCCAUACGGGACAGAUUGGUGUGCUGAAGCUUCUGACAAACUCAUCCUCAUCAUGGGUAGGGCCUUCAGGGGCUCAGGAGCCAUUGCAGAGAGUGUAUGGUAUUUCCUUCCCCACUUCUGAGGGACUGAGAGCCUGGGAGAAGCAAAGGGAAGAGGCAGCAGCAAAAGAUCACAGACGCAUUGGGAAAGACCAGGAGCUUUUUUUCUUCCAUGAGCUGAGCCCUGGAAGCUGCUUUUUCCUGCCACGGGGGACAAGAGUAUAUAACGCACUGAUGACUUUCAUCAGGGAUGAGUACGCCCGUCGAGGGUUCUCAGAAGUGAGGACUCCAACACUCUUCUCCACAAAGCUAUGGGAGCAGUCAGGACACUGGAAGCAUUAUAGUGGAGACAUGUUUGUCCUUCGGCCUCCCGACCCUGAUGGACCCACAGAUUGUCAAAAUGACUGUUCCACUAACCACCCUCAAAGCAUGCUGGCCCUUAAGCCCAUGAACUGCCCUGCACAUUGCCUGAUAUUCGCACACCGACCCCGAUCCUGGCGGGAGCUGCCUCUGCGGCUGGCAGAUUUUGGGGCCCUGCACCGAACCGAAGCCUCAGGGGGUCUAGGGGGCCUGACUCGGCUCCGAAGGUUCCAGCAGGAUGAUGCUCAUAUCUUUUGUGCUCAAGAUCAGCUAGAAUCUGAGAUCCAAGGAUGCCUUGAUUUCCUUCGCUCUGUCUACACAGUCCUUGGCUUCUCCUUUCAUUUGGUACUGUCUACCAGGCCGUCUUCCUUCCUAGGGGAGUCUUUCCUUUGGGACCAGGCUGAACAGAUCCUUCAACAAGCCCUAGAUGAGUUUGGGGAGCCCUGGGAUCUGAAUGCUGGAGAUGGUGCCUUUUAUGGACCCAAGAUUGAUGUUCAUAUCCAGGAUGCUCUGGGAAGGCCCCAUCAGUGUGGGACAAUCCAGCUUGACUUCCAGCUGCCUUUGAGAUUCGGCCUCCAGUAUAUGGGGCAAGCAGGGGUCCUGGAGCGCCCAGUCCUCAUUCACCGAGCAGUGCUAGGCUCAGUGGAAAGAAUGUUAGGGGUGCUGGCUGAGAACUAUGGAGGCAAAUGGCCACUGUGGCUCUCUCCACUCCAGGCUAUGGUCAUCCCUGUGGGAGCUGAGCAAGAGGGUUAUGCCCGAGAGGUGCAAAGAGCCCUGCAGGCCGCAGGACUGGUCGGCGACUUGGAUAAGGACCCGAGCCUGACCCUCAGCCGGAGAGUCCGACGGGCCCAGCUUUCUCAGUAUAAUUUCCAGUUUGUGGUGGGGCCCAGAGAGCAGAGUCGGGGGACGGUAAACAUUCGAACAAGAGACAGCGGCCAGCUGGGAGAGCGGGCUGUCGCCGAGGCAGUAGGUCGGCUUCGAGAGUUGCAGUACGCCAGGGUCCUCAAUGCCGAAGAGAUAUUUUGAGCCAAUUCAUGAAAGCCAGCAGAAGCAUUUGGGGCCUGAGCCACCAGCCUCCCUCAGGAAUGGUGGGGGGAAGAGAAUGGAACACGAUGGCCCUCCUGGAGGGGGUCACAUUUGGGGGGUUUCCCUGGAACUCUGCUCGAGCUGGAGGGAAGGGGCACAUAGGGCAUCCGUCUGUCCCCCGGGCGGCACAUUCCCAGGGGAGCAACAUGUGGUCUGGGGGGAAAAGAGAAUGAUGAUGAGAAUAAACUUGGACCUUCAGCUGUU